This is a messenger RNA of Rhipicephalus sanguineus (brown dog tick), 1680 nucleotides long. RefSeq lists its product as uncharacterized. NCBI's taxonomy places the organism in Eukaryota, Metazoa, Arthropoda, Arachnida, Ixodida, Ixodidae. The record is from RefSeq and is a predicted model, not a curated record. The transcript has 8 exons. Gene Ontology annotation, cellular component: lipid droplet; cytosol. The coding region runs from base 265 to 1680 and encodes 471 amino acids. Gene Ontology annotation, biological process: lipid storage; positive regulation of triglyceride storage.
CACAAGUUCUGAGAACAUUUGACGCUGGUUGAGCCCUUGCUCUCCAUCUUGUAGAUUGAUCGGUGUUAGGUAGCUAUAGAUAACGUGAACGCGCAUGUGCAAACGGUUCGAACAAUUUUCUGCUUAUCGUACACGUAAGAGCCAGCGGCACAGCGUUUAAGAUGAAGUAGGGGCGUUAGUUGCCGCGUGAAGAGCAGCGUGUAGCAAAGUACAGCGAGUUUAGUCGUUUUCGGUAGGCUCAGAAAUAACACGUGCGACACUGUCAUGGAUGUAGCUGCCGCUCCAAACAAUGUAGCAGCCGUCGACCAUGAACGACAGUUCAAUUUCGUGGGGCGGCUCGUCGCAGUGCCUUUGGUGAAUGGCAUUUUCAGCCAAGUUUCUCAACUGUACCAGAAAGCCAAGGAUCGUUCGUUGUUUAUUUCCCUCCCUAUGAGAGCUGUCGAAGCGACCAUUACGAAGACCGUGUUGGUUUGCAGAGCUCUGUUCGUUCCGGUGCUGUCGCGGCAGCUACUGUACGCAGACGCACUGGCGUGUCGUGCCUUGGAUGAAGUGGAGCAACGCUGCCCCGUAGCCUUUUGCGAAACUGACGAGAUCAUCGCCCAUGUGGUCAUCAAGGCCGCCCAACUGAUGCUGUUCGCCAUAACAAAGAUGGCUGCACUUUGGGAGUGGACCAUGGCUGCCGCGGGUCUUCUCAUCCGUCUGAUAGAUGUUUCAAUGGCCACAGUUCGUCUUCUAUGUACUGGUGUUCGCAGCGCCGUGGGUGCGGCCGACCACCAUAUCGACACGCUCAUUGUGCCCUAUUAUCCACGCCAUGACCCCGUCCACAAUAACGGCGUUGCUGUACUACCAUUAUGCAGCCAUAUUCGAACCUGUCCUUCGCAAACUGAGGACUCUCGCCAAGUUCAUAUUUUGGCACAGGGCCAGACGCGUGCUGGACAGGCGCCUUUUGGCAUGGACUGUCGCAGUGAACAGCCUGCACUACGGGUAUUCUUCGGAACCUUUUCCUCAGGUACGUCCAGUAGUGGUCGCCUCGCCGGCCUGCCUCCUUCCAUGCCCAUCAUGCCUGACGACACGGACACUCGGGAACCAGCCCCCAGCAGUUCUUGGCCGCAUCACAAAGAGCCACGACCCUUCUCCGGGAAGGCUAACGAAGCAGUGGACGCAUGGCUCAAGCACUACAAGCGGGGCUGCAGCCAGCAGAUGAGUGUUACCAGGAAACCAUCCCGACUGACAUUUUUUGACAGCUGCGCAGCCUGGAAUCCUCCGGCACACCUUCAGGCAAGCAGCAUAAUGCAGGAGAUAUGUGUGACACCCUUGGAAGCCCAAGUGCUCAAAAAAGACACCCGCCAGCAGUCAAACAGUGCAACAUGGCAGCAGCAACGACGGUUUCGUACAACAUCUUCAAAGUUUGGUGUGGUCCUAAAUAGGAAGGAUUGGACUGUAAAGGGCCUCCAGAACCUCACGACUGCCAGAGACCUAUCUAGAGUUGCUGCAAUCAAUUACGGCAUCAAAAUGGAACCACUUGCCGCCCAGCGCUAUGAGGAUGCUCUACGCCGACUGGGCCAUGCUCCCAUCGUUAGCAGCUGUGGACUGCUGGUGAACCCAGCCUUUCCCUGGUUGGCUGUCGAAAUGGUGCAGGUGGAAUGUGCAGACAAGCUAAGCCAUGCUGUCCUACAGUAA